Messenger RNA from Durusdinium trenchii, 1584 nucleotides. The record is from the annotation of a GenBank genome assembly. NCBI's taxonomy places the organism in Eukaryota, Dinophyceae, Suessiales, Symbiodiniaceae.
CCAAAUAUGCAGCUACUGUCCCUCAAGUGGAAGCUAGUGGCUGCGAUUUCUCGGGGCGUGCUCAUGGCGAAGCUUCUGUAUCGCUUGAGUUUCAUCGAUGUAGAGUCCACGUCGAUGGUUCCAAUGCCACGUGUUCAGAGCUGCCCAAAUUUGGUCCAUCGUUGCGACUGGCCAGAUUGGCAGCGCCAAAUCCAGGUGAGGACCUUGUGUGAGCGCUCCGAGCACAUCGGUGACGAGACACAGGCGACUCUGAAGUUUCCACAGCCAGGUGCAUCGCAGGGCAGCCACGGACAUCCGGACCUUUGCCGUCGGCCAUGCAUUCUAUUUCUGCAUGGGAACUGUCAAGAGGGAGCCGACUGUGGCUUUUGCCAUGCUUCACAUCACCGGCGAGUGGCGACCUUUAACAGGCAUCAACGGAAAGUGCUGACCUCAUGGUCACACGUGAAGUUGCUUGAAGCUGUUCGUCCAUAUGUCCAAGACAAGGUGGAGGCGAUCAAUCAUCCAGGUGCAUCAGUACUUUUGGAGUUGAUUGAUCGUGAGCUGGCUAUUCGCGACCGCGACGACAGUGCCAGCGUGGGUGGAGUUCCUCGUGAGAUUCGCCAUACUAUUGCUGGUAUGAGUUUGUCAGGCUUGGUAGGCCUUGUCUGCUCGAAGAGCGUGACGAGCCCUUUUUCUCAGCUCUUGAGGAAGGCCAUGAUCGAUUUGCGUCAGCAGGUGGCAGGAUUUGAGCCUUAGCAAUUGAAUAGAACUCGUGUGGACACUCGGCACCCAGACGCGGGCGGUUUCAGGAUGCACCUGAGGUUGUGUCCGUUUUCAGGAUGCACCUGGGCCUGCGAUGGGGUGAGCCUUAGCAAUUAACAGAGGUUGCUUCGUGGCUCCAUUCAGUGUGAGGCGCGCGAGGUUUCUGCACGCGACGUGGGAAUGCAGCGGCGGAAGUGUGAGUUGUUUGGAAAACAUGCAGCGUGAAAGGUGUUGGACAUCUCAUAUGUGUUUUGAAAGAUAGACCCCUCAUAUACGAAGAACGCGAAAGAGUCUGGAAAACAACUCGUGUGGGCAUUCGAUACCCAGACAUGGGCGGUUUCAGGUUGCACCUGAGGCACCUGAGCCUGUGCCUGGCAGGAUGCUCGCCUAAGAGUUGUAUGCUCGCCGGCCACCCGCGAAAGGACAAGCCUCCGUUUUCGGGAGUGGUUGGCCGCGUUCCGCAGGUUGGAGGAGUAAAUUCUUCUUUGACUUUGAAGUUGUCCAAGCCGAGUUCGUUUCGUCGAUUCGCUUUUAGGCAGAUCGAGCUGCUUGCAGCUCGGAAGGAAGUAUGUGGAGGAGAAAUUUGCAGCUAUAGCCUUUACUUGGAUUGGUGAAGCCCCACUCUCCCACGGAAAGAAUACAACUCAGGUGGAAAGUGAACGGUGAAUCUAGUCCCUUUCGGAAACGAUCCGGCUUGGGGGUCAGGAAUUUCCUUCGCUCGCAAGAGACGCUGCUGAAAAUUUUGCUCGGAGAAUCUGUCCGAACAAGGUGCUCACAGUAGAGGCUGAGUACAGUUCUGUCUCAUUUUGUGCAGACCUGGUUCCUGGUUGGGCCGCCUCGUGC